Messenger RNA from Betta splendens (Siamese fighting fish), 1825 nucleotides. RefSeq names its product TAM41 mitochondrial translocator assembly and maintenance homolog (gene tamm41). The transcript has 8 exons. Gene Ontology annotation, biological process: cardiolipin biosynthetic process; CDP-diacylglycerol biosynthetic process. Gene Ontology annotation, cellular component: mitochondrion. The record is from RefSeq and is a predicted model, not a curated record. Bases 242 to 1273 code for a protein of 343 amino acids. NCBI's taxonomy places the organism in Eukaryota, Metazoa, Chordata, Actinopteri, Anabantiformes, Osphronemidae. Gene Ontology annotation, molecular function: phosphatidate cytidylyltransferase activity.
UUAUUUUAAUCGACUGUCAAGCGCGGACCGGAGCUGUCGUAUUGAUUGUAUUGAAAUGGUUCAACUGGUUAUUUUCGUGUUAUCCAUUUGUUGUGGUCGCGUUUAGCGGCACCGAGUCUUCAGCCUGAAAUGCACCUAUUCAUUAAUAAACCAGAGACGUCUUUUUACACUUUACACGGGCCGUUAUCGCACAAAUAAAACGACUCGUGCCGUUGCUGGGACUCACUUUGGGUAGUUUAAGAUGACUCUUCCAGUCUUGCACAACACCGGCGUGCUUUACAGAAGGAUUCUCUCCCAGUUUCCACAGGAUAUCAGUUUAGCUUUCGCCUAUGGAUCUGGCGUUUUCAAGCAACAUGGGACUAGUCAAGGUCAAAUGGAGAAGAACAUGCUGGACUUUGUGUUUGCGGUGGACGACCCAGUAACGUGGCACACAAUGAACCUGCUGCAGAAUCGCAAACACUACUCCAUCCUGAAGCUGCUUGGGCCCACAAAGAUCAGCUCCAUCCAAAAUGAAUACGGUGCUGCAAUAUAUUACAACACACUGGUGCCUGUGGAUGGGAGGAUAAUAAAAUAUGGUGUCAUUAGUACAGAGUCUCUCAUUGAUGACCUGAUGCACUGGAAGACCAUGUAUGUGGCUGGACGCCUUCACAAACCAGUGAAAAUGCUGGUGCAGGGGGAAAAUGGAAAGCUCCAGGGAGCCUUGGUGGCCAACCUGAAGAGUGCCGUGACCGCCUCGUUCCUCAUGCUGCCAGAGAGUUUCUCUGAAGAAGACCUUUUCCUGCAGAUUGCAGGACUUUCUUUUGCUGGGGACUUUAGGAUGGUGUUUGGAGAGGACAAAUCCAAAGUGGCUAAUAUCGUCAAAGAUAACGCAGAGCACUUUAGGAUUCUGUAUAGUAGCAUCCUGCAGGACUGCCCGCAAGUAGUCUACAAACCUCAGCAAGGAAAGCUAGAGGUAGACAAAAGCCCUGAGGGCCAGUUUAUCCAGCUGAUGGCGUUGCCUCGUACCCUUCAGCAGAGAAUCACAAAGCUUGUCGAUCCUCCUGGAAAAAACAGAGAUGUUGAGGAGAUCCUGCUGCAGGUGGCCCAGGACCCAGACUGUGGAACUGUCGUGCAACAAGGUGUGUCGUCUAUUGUGAAAUCCUCUAGUAUAACACAGAGUAUCAAAGGCAUUGCUACAGCUGGCUUGUGGAAGACAGUGUCUUACAGCUCAAAAAAACUGAGGAAGAUGUGGAGAGGCUGGAGGAGGAAGCCGACCGUCUCCCAUAUGUCCUGAACCCAUUUGCCCCGAUGAUCAUCGUUCAUCUUUAGAUUUCUUACCCCCUUUUUGUAAGGUUGUGUGACUGGUUUAGAACAGUUUGUACAACCUCUUUUUUUAUGAAGCAAUUCAUAAAAGUUGUAGAAUAAAGGGUGACAUUUCACAGGCCUGGCUGAAUGUGGCUGACAUUUAAAGUGAUGCAGAUUAGACCUUUCUGGAAACAAUGCAGCAGAACCAUUUAAAGCCGGAGAUGGUACAGGCAGCAGAAAAUCACAGACCAGGGCAAGCUACAGUAAAAGAAGUCUAAAGAAGUGAGGAGGUGUCUUUGUUGGGCUGUGGUGUUUCUGGAAGGCAGGUGAUGUGCAGCCAAAAUGCUGAGGAGCAGAAGUUCAUAUUUUGUGGGUAGUUUAUAUCUGUGAAACCACUGCAUCUAUGAUCUGAUGUUGACCUUCACAUUUUCCAAGGUUGAAUAUUAUCACAGUCUGUGGUCACACAGGGUCACACUUGCUUACAAAGUGUUUGUAAUAAUAAUGUUCCCCUAUAAUAAAUACAGACCAAUCCUUAAUAUCA